GUCCCUUUCUGUACAAAAUAACAACUCCUAGAUCUAGCUCCCUUCUGACUUUCUUUCUCCCUUCAUUUUCCCAGAACAAAGGUCAUCUCUUUUACUCCAUCCAUUCUUAAAUUGAGAUUUUUGUUAUUGUUUUUGGGGUCCUGAUUAUGAGGAAACAAGAAAAACAUAUUUGGCGGUGACAGCCUCGAUGAUGCCUCUCCACGCCGACCUCGCCGGCGACCAAUGAAAGAAGAAUGAAGAAGAAAGGAAAGUAAAGUAAAAUGAGAGAGGAGAGGAGACUGUGUGCAUUAAAAAGAAAAAAGAAAAUUAAGCCCACUUUGUUUUCUCUCCAUUUUGGAGGGGCUGGUGGUACAGUUACUUUUCCUUCCCCUCCUCACUAUUUUUUUUUCGGGAACAGAGGAAAAGUUGUUGGGAUUCCAACUUUCCUUCACUUCCCCUCCCCUCCCCUCCUUUCCCCUCCUAAAAAAACAGAGGGU
Messenger RNA from Linum tenue, 476 nucleotides. The record is from the annotation of a GenBank genome assembly. NCBI's taxonomy places the organism in Eukaryota, Viridiplantae, Streptophyta, Magnoliopsida, Malpighiales, Linaceae.